CAGUUCGAAUACUAUAGAUCUGAGGCAUCGCCCUCCUCCUUGGUUCUUUCGUUCUGUAGCUGUGCUCACCACUCUCUUCUUUGCUCUUACCAAUUUUUCGAUUCUCCUAGACCUGGCGUCAUCUAUUCAACAUAUCUAAUUCUUUCGAUCUUGAUUAUUAUAAAAUGAUGGAGCCUUCACGUACCUACCAAGAGGUUUACGCCGACGACCGCCACGACGACUCAUCGACAGAAGUGGAAUCGUUGGUAGGAACCGAUGAGAAGCAAUGGGCAUCGGAGAGAUAUAUUUCCGGCAGGACAAGGCAUUCGAAGAGGAAUACAUGCAUAGCGAUAUUUCAAGCGUCACGAUGGUUCGUCGUGAUAGUAUUGCAGCUCGUUAUCGUCGGCCUUCUCGCAAAAGAACAAGGCCUAUUAGCCGGAUGGGGAUCCAAGCAGCGGUCGAGUGCGAACGAGGUUGGCGGCGAUAUCACAGGAUGGGGACCUCACAUACCCACGAAACUCACCAAGUUUGAAAUCAAUCAGACCUAUGCACCGAACAACACCGCCGACUUCUUCAGGCCAGAAGUCCUACAAGCUUGGAACGACCUUCUGCCUCAUGGAAUGGGAUUUCAACAGAUACCUGACCCGGAGUCAUACCACGACUUGCCAACGCCCAUCGUAUGGGACGAAGGUACGACUGUGUUCACCACUUCUGUGACGCACCAGCUGCAUUGUUUGUACGCCGUUGUGGAGGUGUACUCUGGUCUGACCUCGAACACACCGCUACCUGAAGAUCAUCACUGGCAUAUGAUCCACUGCUUCGAUUACAUGAGACAAGCAAUCAUGUGCAAUGCAGACAUAGCGCUGGAGGGCCUAGAAACUACAUUUCCCGAUCAUAACGGCGGAAGUGACGGAUGGGAUAGCUUACAUGUGUGCCGCGAUUGGUCUUUGGUUAAGAAGCGUCUGGAGAGCGUGAGAGCAUACGACGAUCAGGAAAUCUUCUAAGAAAGCGCACCCGAUGUGCACAGCCUUAGCUAGGUUGUGCCUUGUACAUGA
Aaosphaeria arxii CBS 175.79 is the source of this 1034-nucleotide messenger RNA. RefSeq lists its product as uncharacterized. Gene Ontology annotation, biological process: mycotoxin biosynthetic process. Bases 165 to 983 code for a protein of 272 amino acids. NCBI's taxonomy places the organism in Eukaryota, Fungi, Ascomycota, Dothideomycetes, Pleosporales. The transcript has 4 exons. The record is from RefSeq and is a predicted model, not a curated record.